GCCGCGCGGCACAUCACUAGUUUGGGUGUGUAUCCACUUUUAUUCGUCAACUUUGCUGGAUUUUGGCCCGUAGAGUUCGAGAGUAAAAAAAACCAUUUAAGCCGGAGCUGCCAGCCAUUAAGAUCCAUCCAAACCAGUAUACCCAGAAUCAUACGAUAAGAUAAGCCAAAGCCAAAGACCAAGCCCUUCGGCGAAGCCACACAAGCACUAGCAACCAAGCACACCACCCCAAAUCCACUAUCCCGUAAUUGCAUUUCCCAGUAUCCGUAACACUGAGAACCUUUUCAACCAUAGGCCUAUCCGAGACAGCCAUCAUGGACGUAAUGUCAUCAUCCCUGCAGCAGCAGCGCGUCGUGGUGGAGCAGCUGCGUCGCGAGGCGGCCAUCGUCCGCCAGACGAUCUCGGAGUCGUGCGCCAAGAUGAUGAAGUACAUCACGGAGCACGAGCAGGAGGAUUACCUGCUUACCGGAUUCACCAGCCAGAAGGUGAAUCCCUUCCGCGAGAAAUCGUCGUGCACAGUCCUCUAAGGAGGCGGUGAGGAUUGUCCGCCGUUGCCGAGGAGUCAGCGAUCGCCGGCGGACGUUUAGCUUAUUUUUAGUUUAGCAAGAUGGAUUAGGACGCAAACGUGUGUGGAGUACUUCCCCAGUACCAGUCAACGCCACCUGGAACAAUAUAUAGUUGUGCAAGAGCCACAAAAGCUACGAUUGUCAUAAGCAAUAUCAUUACAAGAAGUUUGAAUUCCAAUUCUAGUUCCAAUUGCGAGGAAUAUAUAUAUAUAUUUGAAUCGAUAUAUCAAUGUGUACCAGCCACGUUAAGAAGUAAUGUCCGAACCCAGAAACACAAACUCAAUGUCAAACCUAAAUCUAUAUCUAAAUCUAAAUCGAAGCAUUUGUUCCAAAGAUAUCAGAGUUGUUUCCUUCCCGAUGAGUAACGCAGUUAAUGUACACGAAUAUCCCAACUAUAACGACAAUUAAUGCGCUGACUAUAGCACCUACUACUCUACCCAAACCGAAAUUCUAUAUAUACAAAACUAUCAACUUAAUCCGACAUACAAAUUUAUAUCAAUAAACGCAAACUCAGUCGAAACGGAAA
This is a messenger RNA of Drosophila simulans, 1092 nucleotides long. RefSeq names its product guanine nucleotide-binding protein subunit gamma-1 (gene Ggamma1). Gene Ontology annotation, cellular component: heterotrimeric G-protein complex. Gene Ontology annotation, biological process: G protein-coupled receptor signaling pathway. The record is from RefSeq and is a predicted model, not a curated record. Gene Ontology annotation, molecular function: G-protein beta-subunit binding. The transcript has 2 exons. Bases 315 to 527 code for a protein of 70 amino acids. NCBI's taxonomy places the organism in Eukaryota, Metazoa, Arthropoda, Insecta, Diptera, Drosophilidae.